Molecule: messenger RNA, 880 nt
Organism: Panicum virgatum (switchgrass)
Lineage: Eukaryota; Viridiplantae; Streptophyta; Magnoliopsida; Poales; Poaceae
Exons: 1
Coding region: 163-534 (123 amino acids)
Source: RefSeq, a predicted model, not a curated record
ACUAGCAAAGCUGCAAAGGCUGUCAGCAUAGGCCAGCCGUAUGGGUAUGAUGAUACUCCUAUAUUCCUUCGUAUCCCGGCAUCGGUUUCGCCGGUCAAAACGAAAGAGGUUGACAAGCGGACCACGCGAAGGGCGACAGGCUAGGGAUGGCCGAGAGCAUAAAUGAUCGGUUCCGCCGUUCGCCUUCCGGCAUCAGCCAUUGGCCACAUCGAUUCAGAUUUCAGGGUAGCUUUCUUCUUCGAGCAGCGCGAUAGCCUUCGGGGAGACGGGGGAGGAGAGGAGGGGGAAGCGCCGGGGGUGCGCCAAGCCGUUGCCAUGUGCUACCAGGUGAAGUGCGGGACGUGCGGCAAGUCCACGUGGGCCGGGUGCGGCCGCCACGUCGCGUCCGUGCACCGCCAGAUCCCCGAGGGCCAGCACUGCGCCUGCCGCGGCUGGCCGGGGGUCGCCCCCGCCGGCGACAAGAAGGCGGCGGCGGCGGGCGACUCCGCCGCAGCGGAGGGGUCUUCGUCCACCUCCGCCUGCACCAUCCUGUGAGGGACGCGGCGGCCUCGGUCAUGCCGAAAGGCAUCGUGUUUGAAGAAGUACAUGGGUUUCUCGUGUGCAGGUCGGUCGGUCGUUCUAGUACUUAGGAUUUGUAUGAUUGGGUCCAGCGAUUGCUGCCGUGUCGUGUAACUUCGCUUUGAAAUACAUGGGUGAUUUUGUUCUCUCUUUGCCACCGACGCCGUUCCAUCCCGUCGUCUUUGCGCUGUUGACGCGGAGGGACCCCCGCCGGCUUCGGCGGUUCGGCCAUCGUCUCGUCUACUCGUCAGACUCCCCCGUUCCCUGCCGGCAUGGGCACGGCUGCACAGUUGAGAGAGAGAGAGAGAGAGAGAGAGAGAGA